CGCGGACCUGGUGACGAAAACAGCGACAAUCACAGUGACGGCUCCAGGGCCUCCGGGUCGGGGCGGCGGCGGUUCGGCUUCACUUGAGCCGCCUGCUAGCCCCGCGCCCCACUCCACCCCACGGGCGGGGGACGGGCCGGAGCGAUUGGGUGGGCCCGGGAGCGGAGUUGUAGGAUCCAAGGACGACUCUUGUUCUUUCUCCAAAUUGCUUAAUGGGAGGCAUUAUGGCCCCCAAAGACAUAAUGACAAAUACUCAUGCUAAAUCCAUCCUCAAUUCAAUGAACUCCCUCAGGAAAAGCAACACCCUCUGUGAUGUGACAUUGAGAGUAGAGCAAAAAGACUUCCCUGCCCAUCGGAUUGUGCUGGCUGCUUGUAGUGAUUACUUCUGUGCCAUGUUCACUAGUGAGCUUUCUGAGAAGGGGAAGCCUUAUGUUGAUAUCCAGGGUUUAACUGCUUCUACCAUGGAAAUACUCUUGGACUUCGUGUACACAGAAACAGUGCAUGUGACGGUGGAGAAUGUACAAGAGCUGCUCCCUGCAGCCUGUCUGCUUCAACUGAAAGGUGUGAAGCAAGCCUGCUGUGAGUUCUUAGAAAGUCAGUUGGACCCUUCAAAUUGCCUGGGUAUCAGAGAUUUUGCUGAAACUCACAAUUGUGUUGACUUGAUGCAAGCAGCUGAGGUCUUUAGCCAGAAGCAUUUCCCCGAAGUGGUACAGCAUGAAGAAUUCAUUCUUCUAAGUCAAGGAGAGGUGGAAAAGCUAAUCAAGUGUGAUGAAAUCCAGGUGGAUUCUGAAGAGCCAGUCUUUGAGGCGGUCAUCAACUGGGUGAAGCACAGCAAGAAGGAACGAGAAGAAUCUUUGCCUGAUCUGCUGCAGUAUGUCAGGAUGCCCCUGCUGACCCCCAGGUAUAUCACAGAUGUGAUAGAUGCUGAGCCUUUCAUCCGCUGUAGUUUACAGUGCAGAGACCUAGUUGAUGAAGCAAAGAAGUUUCAUCUGAGGCCUGAACUUCGGAGUCAGAUGCAGGGACCCAGGACAAGGGCUCGUCUAGGAGCCAAUGAAGUGCUCCUGGUGGUCGGGGGCUUUGGAAGCCAGCAGUCUCCCAUCGAUGUGGUAGAGAAAUAUGACCCCAAGACUCAGGAGUGGAGCUUUUUGCCAAGCAUCACACGUAAGAGACGUUAUGUGGCCUCGGUCUCCCUACAUGACCGGAUCUACGUAAUUGGUGGCUAUGAUGGCCGUUCCCGCCUCAGUUCAGUGGAAUGUCUAGACUACACAGCAGAUGAGGAUGGGGUCUGGUAUUCUGUGGCUCCUAUGAAUGUCCGACGAGGCCUUGCUGGAGCCACCACCCUGGGAGAUAUGAUCUAUGUCUCUGGAGGCUUUGAUGGAAGCAGGCGUCAUACCAGUAUGGAGCGAUAUGACCCAAACAUUGAUCAGUGGAGCAUGCUGGGAGAUAUGCAGACAGCCCGGGAAGGCGCCGGACUGGUGGUGGCCAGUGGGGUGAUCUACUGUCUUGGAGGAUAUGAUGGCUUGAAUAUCUUAAAUUCAGUUGAGAAAUAUGAUCCCCAUACAGGACACUGGACUAAUGUUACACCGAUGGCCAUCAAGCGCUCUGGUGCAGGGGUAGCUCUGCUGAAUGACCAUAUUUAUGUGGUGGGGGGAUUUGAUGGUACAGCCCACCUUUCUUCUGUUGAAGCAUACAACAUUCGCACUGAUUCCUGGACUACUGUCACUAGUAUGACCACCCCACGAUGCUAUGUAGGGGCCACAGUGCUUCGGGGGAGACUCUAUGCAAUUGCAGGAUAUGAUGGGAAUUCCCUGCUGAGUAGCAUUGAAUGCUAUGACCCUAUCAUUGACAGCUGGGAAGUCAUAACAUCCAUGGGAACCCAGCGGUGUGAUGCUGGCGUGUGCGUUCUCCGAGAGAAGUGACCAUUGCUGGAGCAUCAGCCAGAGCUAGUGGCCAGUCCAAAGGACUGUUCGCGGUAGAAUCAAGGAUCCUUUCCAGAAUGUCUGUUUCUCACAGGGUGAUUAUAGGCACCAGUAUGGUGAUGAUUGUACUUAUUUGAUACACACUCCUCCUGAGGAUGUUAGUUGUCCCUGAGAAGGGUGGGUAACAGACACUCCAGGAAAGAGAAUGCACAUUGAAUGGAGGUGGAAGUCCAGGAUCAUCUCUCCUCUGUGGUCUGGGGAGCACUUUCUCUUGUCAUGUGCUUAGGAGAAUAUAUAUAUAUAUGUGUGUAUGUUGUGCCUCAUGUAUUGCAGAGAACUAAGGUAAGUAUGGCUUACUAGGUGUGUGCAUCCAGCCUAGAUGAUUGGAAGGAUACCAACUUGAGUAAGCUUGGUACACUCCAAGUCUUUUUUUUUUUCCCCCGGGAACAAAUAUCUUUUUUAGUCUACAGUUAGCUAGGGGUAACACAGUUCCAUUCUGGAGGGGAAGAAAGGGGGAGGUCCUAUCAAAACUUUGGGUAUCAUGAGGAGAGAUUCAUCUGACACGCCUUCAGGGGGACAGGGUUGGUAUCUGAGGUUAGAGUAAGUGAAGUGGAACACCACUGACGUGUCACCUGGGAGACUGAGAAGGGUGUAUUAUUUGAAGGAUCUUUUAAUUUCCCAAGGUCUUUCCAAAGUAGGGUGUUACACAUCUUGGCACUGGAGACCAUGGGAAAGAAUAACAGAGUGAGCAGAUGUUGGGAUGAGAGAAGAUGGUAUAAUAUGAGAGUUCAGUACGCCUGGGGAGAAACUAAAAGUACCUGUGAUUUUACAAUCGUCUUAAUCCCGGCCAGGCUUUGCUAGCUGUGGCAAGGUUUGCCUUGAAUGGGUGAGAGACCAUUCUUCUUUGUUGCAUCAAAUACUACUACACUAUUACACUUCCAGACUAUUUAUUUUGGGAUGGGGUCGUGGUGGCAGCAGCCUAGUAGUUCAGCUACCUGACUACUGCCCUGUUCUCUGACGGGCGCACUUCUGACAAGGAGUGGUUUUUACUGCUGUGUUUGGUACACUUAGUCCUUUUCCUCCUGUAAGGUUCCCUUACCUGUCCUUAGGGAGGAUUUUAUUCAUGCCGGUACAAUCAGUUAUUAUCCCAGAGUAAUCAGGGAGAACCAAAACUCUUUUCUUACUUCCAGUACCUCUGCUGUCACCAUUUCUAAGACACCAUUCAAGGCUCCUGUGUGUUGUGGAAUGAAAUUUUUGCUUUAUGGGUAUUGGGCUUGUGGGAUAAUAACCUAAACAAGGAUGCACUUUCCCUUGCUCAGAAAUGCCAUUUUUCCCCUUUCUCUGAGUUGUGCUGACCCACAGAGUUAAUUUCCUUUAUAUUUUUUUAAGAAAAUAUUAAAAAUACCUGUCUGAAAAGUCUAGGAGA
Molecule: messenger RNA, 3345 nt
Organism: Loxodonta africana (African savanna elephant)
Lineage: Eukaryota; Metazoa; Chordata; Mammalia; Proboscidea; Elephantidae
Gene: KLHL12
Product: kelch like family member 12
Exons: 12
Coding region: 213-1919 (568 amino acids)
Molecular function (GO): protein binding
Source: RefSeq, a predicted model, not a curated record